AUGACGGUAGUGAGGUGCGACGGAGACCCUGGCUCGACGGUGGCUGGACAGUGGCGGAGCACAACGGCUCCUCUGGCUUGCAACGCGCGCUCUCUCCCUCGACGAUGGCAGCAGCGACGACGUCUCCCUAUUCUUGCGUGGUGGCUCGGCGUCUUGACGGCGGUGAUGAAUGAUGAGAUGCCCAAUGGAUGGCCACUGGGUCUUGGGUUUUUGAAUAUAAAGCUUAGAGUUACAGAGGCACCUGCAGCUGCACCGGUGGAGCCUUUCUCAUCGACGCAGAUGCCAUCCACCAGCUUCUCCUCAUUCUCAUCCUCCAACCUUGAUACUGAGUCAACAGCAUCUUUCUUCCAAGACAAGAGUGUAUCCCUUGGGCGUCUUAUAGGAAUAAGAGGAGGGGAGAGAGGACGAUUGUACUUGCCAAACACGCUGAGGUUUGAAGACAGUACUGAGAAGAAAACAUUAGGAGAUGCUUCUUGUUCUGAUUCAUCUAACUCAAAGGUACAAGAAGUGGAUGUGUCUGGAGGCAUUUGCAUACCCACAUUACUUGAUGUCCUGCUCAGAAUCAGCACCAAAACUAAGAAAACUUCAAGGAACUAG
Molecule: messenger RNA, 597 nt
Organism: Arachis stenosperma
Lineage: Eukaryota; Viridiplantae; Streptophyta; Magnoliopsida; Fabales; Fabaceae
Exons: 3
Coding region: 1-597 (198 amino acids)
Source: RefSeq, a predicted model, not a curated record